AGCGCACCUCACCUUAACCACCUUAACCACCUCGCCUUAACCGUCGAGUUCCUCUAUUCUACCUUCGUAACACCUGUCUAGCAUCUCGCCAUCAUGGGAAAUGCAGCGUCUGGUCUGCCCGGUGCGGGAGGCCCUGGCCAGGGCGAUGAUGCCAACCGCGACAAGAAGAACCCACAGGACCAGAAGAAGAAGUGGGAGCCUCCCCUGCCCACUCGCGUCGGGAAGAAGAAGAGAAAGCGUGGCCCGGACGCUUCCUCUAAACUACCCGCCGUCUUCCCGACCACCCGCUGUCGCUUGCGGCUUCUAAAGAUGGAGCGCAUCAAGGACUACCUGCUUAUGGAGGAAGAGUUCAUCCAGAACCAGGAGCGGCUGAGGCCAGAUGCGACGAGGGAGGACAAGAAUGAAGAGGACAGGGGGAAGGUGGACGACCUGCGGGGAAGUCCCAUGGCGGUGGGCACGCUGGAAGAAAUCAUUGACGACGACCAUGCUAUCAUCAGCACAGCGUCAGGACCAGAAUACUAUGUCUCCAUCAUGAGCUUCGUCGACAAGGACCUCCUGGAACCUGGGUGCCAGGUCCUUCUACACCACAAGAACCAGGCAAUCAUCGGUGUCCUCCAGGAUGACACGGACCCUAUGGUCAGUGUAAUGAAGCUCGACAAGGCACCGACAGAGAGUUAUGCGGACAUUGGUGGUCUUGAGCAACAAAUUCAGGAGAUCAAGGAAUCGGUGGAAUUGCCUCUAACACAUCCAGAGCUGUACGAGGAGAUGGGCAUCAAGCCACCGAAGGGUGUCAUUCUGUACGGGGUUCCGGGCACAGGAAAGACACUUCUUGCCAAGGCUGUGGCAAAUCAAACGUCCGCCACUUUCCUACGCGUCGUCGGGUCCGAACUCAUCCAGAAGUACCUCGGCGAUGGUCCGAAGCUUGUGCGGGAGCUCUUUAGAGUGGCGGAAGAGCAUGCGCCAAGUAUUGUGUUUAUUGAUGAGAUUGAUGCUAUUGGUACGAAACGAUAUGAAUCAACGUCAGGCGGUGAACGGGAGAUCCAGCGGACGAUGUUGGAGCUGCUCAACCAGCUGGAUGGUUUCGACACUCGGGGAGACGUGAAGGUCAUCAUGGCUACGAACAGGAUUGAAUCGCUCGAUCCUGCCCUCAUUCGGCCAGGGCGUAUCGACCGAAAAAUCGAGUUCCCUUUGCCCGACAUCAAAACCAAACGGCAUAUCUUUAAACUGCAUACGUCACGAAUGAGCCUGGCUGAAGAUGUCGAUCUGGAGGACUAUAUCACAGCAAAGGACGACUUGUCGGGGGCCGACAUCAAGGCUGUCUGUACAGAAGCUGGCUUGCUAGCUCUGAGAGAGCGACGCAUGCGGGUGAACAAGGCGGAUUUCACAGCUGCGAGGGAGAAGGUGCUGUAUCGGAAGAACGAGGGAACACCAGAAGGGUUGUACCUGUGA
Messenger RNA from Laetiporus sulphureus 93-53, 1449 nucleotides. Its product is annotated as 26S proteasome subunit P45. Gene Ontology annotation, cellular component: proteasome regulatory particle, base subcomplex. The record is from RefSeq and is a predicted model, not a curated record. NCBI's taxonomy places the organism in Eukaryota, Fungi, Basidiomycota, Agaricomycetes, Polyporales, Laetiporaceae. The transcript has 6 exons. The coding region runs from base 94 to 1449 and encodes 451 amino acids. Gene Ontology annotation, biological process: proteasome-mediated ubiquitin-dependent protein catabolic process. Gene Ontology annotation, molecular function: proteasome-activating activity; ATP binding; ATP hydrolysis activity.